AUGUCAGACAUAGAAGAGGAAUACGAGGAGCAGGCAGAGGAGGAGGCAGAAGAGGAGCAGGAGGCCGAGGAGCAGGAGGAGACUGUGGAGGUGGAGGAGAAUGGAGGAGAUCAAGACAUCCAGGAGGAAGAGGAAGAGCGUCCCAAACCAAAACCUAUGGUGCCUCAACAUGCCCCUCCAAAGAUUCCUGAGGGAGAUAGGGUGGAUUUUGAUGAUAUCCACAGAAAGCGCAUGGAGAAGGACACACUGGAGCUUCAUACUCUGAUCGAUGUCCACUUUGACCAGAGGAAGAAGGAUGAGGAAGAGCUUAUUGCUCUCAUGGAACGAAUCGAUCGCCGUCGGUCAGAUAGAGCUGAGAUCCAGAGGGUCCGAGCAGAGAAGGAGAAGGACAGACAGAACAGGAUUACGGAGGAGCGCCACAGAAGAGAGGAAGAGGAAGCCAAGAAGAAGGCUGAUGAUGAUGCCAAGAAGAAGAAAGUGCUGUCAGGCAUUGGAGCAAACUUUGGAGGCUUCCUGGCCAAGGCUGAGUUGAGGAGGGGCAAGCGCAUGACAGGCCGAGAGAUCAAGAAGAAAACUCUGUCUGAGAGGCGGCAGCCGCUAGCCAUCGAUAAUCUGAGGGAGGACUCGCUCAAGCAUGAAGCCCAGGAGAUGUGGAACUGCAUCUACCAGCUGGAGUCUGAGAAGUUUGACUUCAUGGAGCACAUGAAGCACCAGAAAUAUGAGAUCAUCGUGCUGCUGAACAGAAUCCAACACGCUCAGAAAUUUAAAAAGGUCCAUGGCAAAGGGAAGGUGGGUGGUCGCUGGAAGUAA
Molecule: messenger RNA, 810 nt
Organism: Scomber scombrus (Atlantic mackerel)
Lineage: Eukaryota; Metazoa; Chordata; Actinopteri; Scombriformes; Scombridae
Gene: tnnt1
Product: troponin T type 1 (skeletal, slow)
Exons: 13
Coding region: 1-810 (269 amino acids)
Biological process (GO): slow-twitch skeletal muscle fiber contraction; regulation of muscle contraction; sarcomere organization
Cellular component (GO): troponin complex
Molecular function (GO): troponin T binding; tropomyosin binding
Source: RefSeq, a predicted model, not a curated record